This is a messenger RNA of Impatiens glandulifera, 1760 nucleotides long. RefSeq names its product E3 ubiquitin-protein ligase At1g12760. The record is from RefSeq and is a predicted model, not a curated record. NCBI's taxonomy places the organism in Eukaryota, Viridiplantae, Streptophyta, Magnoliopsida, Ericales, Balsaminaceae. Bases 249 to 1433 code for a protein of 394 amino acids. The transcript has 6 exons.
GCCAAGAAGCAAUAGUGGGAAGAACAACCAGCUUGCUAAUCACACACCCAAACACGCGGUCUCUCUCUUUCUGUCUAAGAAAGCUGCUGAAAUUGACGGAAACUUCAUCUUGAUUGUGGUUUAGUUACUAUCUCCAUCACCUCUAAUGCUGUAAUCAGCACCGGUACGAAGCCGUAUGCUAGUACAUCCUCUACUUUUAGAGAACCUAGGUUGCCAUGUGAGAAUCAUAUUGAGGAUUCUCAUUCGUAAUGGAGCGGGUUGGAAGCCAUGUGAUUGACAUAAGGAGUGGUGCUGAUGCAUCUUCAUCUGGUUCAUUGAAUGAUUCUAAUGUGCUAGACAGACAACUGCAGGCAGAUCGGCCUUCUACUAUUGUCACUUCGGCUGCAUCUCAACCUGCGGGUUCAUCUUCCAAUGAAUCAAACUCCAGGAUUUCAUCAUCCGCUAGGAGGGGAAAUGCACAUAACCGUCGACGAAGAAGACCACUAAACUCUACAUUAUGGAUAUCAGUUGAAUUAGUGUUAACUAUUGGCCAGAUAACUGCAGCUAUUGUUGUUUUAUCUUUGUCCAGACAUGAACAUUCUCGUGCUCCUUUGUUUUCAUGGAUUGUUGGUUAUGCAUUUGGAUGCAUGGCAACGCUUCCCCUUCUUUAUCGACGAUACAGGCACCGGAACCCAGCAACAGACCAAGAUUCAUCCCAGGCUCGGCAAAAUUCUCCAACGAAUAAUCCUCCUAUUGUCACUACUUUUUCAUCUAUUUCAACUACAAGGAUUUCGGAGCUAGAAGAUCGCUCAUCUACUAUUACAACCAACCGGGGAACUUCUAGACUGAAAGCAUUUAUGGAAUACUACAAGACGGCUGUAGAUUGCUUCUUUGCUGUGUGGUUUGUUGUUGGCAAUGUUUGGAUCUUUGGUGGUCACUCUUCUCCAUCGGAAGCUCCUAAUAUGUACAGGCUAUGUCUAGUUUUUCUGGCUUUUAGCUGUAUAGGCUAUGCAAUGCCUUUUAUUAUCUGUGUCACAAUCUGCUGCUGUCUUCCUUGUGCAAUUUCGAUUCUGGGAUUUAGAGAGGAUUCAACUCAAAAUAGAGGGGCCACGUCGGAAUCUAUAAAUUCUCUGCCAACAUAUAAGUUCAAGGUAAAGAAAGGGAAAAACAGUAGUGGCAGAGAAAUAAACUUAAGUGUGGCUGAAGGUGGAGUUAUUGCUGCUGGAACUGACAAGGAACGUGCCAUAACAGGGGAAGAUGCUGUUUGCUGCAUUUGCUUGGCAAAGUAUGGUCAUAAUGAUGAAUUGAGGGAGCUAGGAUGCAAUCAUUUAUUUCAUAAAGAAUGUGUAGACAAGUGGUUAAAGAUGAAUGCACUUUGCCCGUUAUGUAAAGCCGAGGUUGGUGAAACCGUUUUGGAUGCUGUUGUGGCUGUAACCGCUAGCCUCAGAAACUGAUCGAUGUUGGAAAACUCAUAUCAACUUGUGACCCACGUGAGCUGACACGUCAUCCAUCCGCCUUUUUCUGGUCUCGAAGAAAUAUCAUAGGGAGAUAUUAAAAAAAAAAACAUAAUUUGUAUAUGAUAUUGCUUGCUUGCUUAUUUGUCUGCUGUGAGAGUAGUAGAUUAAUCAGUCUUGUUGUAGUGAAGAUGUAUGUUUGUUUGUCUGUAUGUCUGUUUGUCAGUAGAACAGGUUAAGAAUGAUUAAAGAAAGGAAGAAUAUAAAAGGAAUCUAAUAUUGAUUUGGAGUAAAUCACACAUCAUUUCUCCCUGUUUAUCUGUUGUU